UGUUUUGUUUAGGGUUUUUUUUUUUUGCAUUUUUAGUUUAAAAAAAAAAAAGCUUAAAUUAUAAAUUGAUUUUCAAAAUUGUUACCUAAAGGCCCAACACGAUUUAAUCGGGUUAGAGUUCAGACUGACUUAGAUUUAGUUAGUCUUGUGUCACUUGCACUCUGGCACUAUAAUAAAGUCCAGCCCUGAAAAGCCUGAAAAGCCUCACCCACACAGCUUCAGGUAUGAGGAGCAACAAUAUUCAAUAAAUGAAACUGAAAGUUAGACAGAGCACCAGCAGAGCAGCAGACGAGUCUGACUGAUUCUCUCUGAAGAAAAACUGAACUUGAGGUUUCUCAACUUUUCUCUCAUCGACACAGUCUCUGCCAAACACUGAUCAUGUCUACUGGCAGCGGUCUGCUGACUGAGGAUCACAGAACCAACUUCAGCAGCUCUGAGAGAAAGGCUCAAAGUGACGUCUGCCCUGGAACCAGACUGAUGGCCCUGAUGUUCUGCCUGGUGUUCCUGGUGUGUGCCUGCAUGCUGCAGGUGGUUUUAGACCACAAGACACAUGACGUUUCCCCGAAAAAAGAAUUCGGAGAAAAGGAGCCCAAGCUGGUGAGUACAGAGGCUGAACUUCAGCAGAUGAUCCAGAAGAAUCAACUGAAGCUUCACUUGAUCAAACACUCGGUGGAGCUCAGUAACGAAGUUGCAGAUGGAGAAAUAGCAGACGCUGUUGAGGUCUUCACCGCUCUGAAGGAGUCUAUUGAGAGAAGUGAGGCCAAACUCAUCAAGAUGAUCAAAGAGAAGAGAAGAGCAACAGAGACACAGGCUGAAAGCUUCAUCGAAGUGCUGGAAGAAGAAAUCUCUGAGUUGAAGCAGAGGAAGAUGGAGGUGAAGCUGCACUCUGAGGCUCAACUGAAGGAGACACUCGGUAAAGAGAUGAAGAAGCUGCUGCACAAAGCAGAGCUAAUGAGGGUCCAGGAUUACGCAGUGGACGUGACACUCGAUCCUGAUACAGCACAUCCCAGGCUCAUCCUGUCUGAUGAUCUGAAACAAGUCAAACAUGGUGAUGUAAUGAAUGAUCUCCCACACAACCCGAAGAGAUUUACUGAUUGGCCCUGUGUCUUGGGGAAGCAGAGUUUCUCCAAAGGCAGAUUUUACUACGAGGUUGAUAUUAAAGAUCGGGGUGGGCUCGGGGUGGUCAGAGAGUCGAUCGACAGAACGAGCAGCUCUUUGGAAACCAUUCAGGGUGGAGCCUGGAUGAUGAGGUUGUUCAAUGAAAGAGCUUACUUCAAUGUUGCAGACUCUGUAGUCAAACCCUCUCUAAAAUCAAAUCUGAGAAGGUGGGGGUGUUCGUUGAUUAUGACGAAGGUCUGGUCUCCUUUUAUGACGUCAACACUGCAGCUCUCCUUCACUCCUUCACUGGCUGCUCCUUCACUGAGAAACUCUACCCGUACUUCCAACCCUUUUAUAAUGAUGAUCUGAUCAUCUCUCCUGUCAUCCCUCAAUGAGAAGAAAAGAUUCAUUCCUUUACUGAGGUUUCACUCAGUAAAAAUAAAUCAGUUCUUAAUGCAGAUAAAACUAAAUUCAUGCUUUUCAAAAGUGAUUUUUAAAAUGCUCAAAUGAUUGGAUUACAUUGCAAGUGGCAGCUGUUUUUUUUAACUUGCAAAAAACCUAUAUUCUCACUUUGUACCUGGAACAUGCAGAACAAUCUAAAGCUUACAUUAUUUUUAUCCUUAGGGCAUUUAAAAUCCUUAAAGUCACCUGAUUUCACAUCCAGAUGUUCUUCUUCUAGCUGAUUGUUGGUGCCUUGAAUUUUUACUGUAAAUGAGGUCUGUACCUCAAUGUGUUUCUGAAUUAAAAUAAAGGUUAAAAAAAGGAGGAAAAAGCA
This is a messenger RNA of Seriola aureovittata, 1873 nucleotides long. Its product is annotated as E3 ubiquitin-protein ligase TRIM11-like. The transcript has 2 exons. Lineage: Eukaryota; Metazoa; Chordata; Actinopteri; Carangiformes; Carangidae. Bases 379 to 1467 code for a protein of 362 amino acids. The record is from RefSeq and is a predicted model, not a curated record.